AUAUAAGCAGAAUAAAAAGCAAAAAACACAAACUUUUCUAGUUUCAACAAGUCACACGGUUGUUUUCUUCAGAUCUCGUAUCAGAAACAACCGUUGACAAUCAUGGAUUUCAGGGGGAUUCUAGCGGAAUCCCCACUGGAUGUACCGACCGUCAUUAAAAAUUGUCAGGGCUAUUUUGGUAACGUCUCGGAGAAGCACGAAUUCAUUGGUAAGAAUUUUGUAAUGUGGGAAGUUCUACCGCUUCAAUUACUGCAGAGAAAGUCCAACAUGUGGUUGGGAGAUGAUCCUUUCAACUAUUCACUUCCUGUUUUCUUGGCUCAGAUUUCCAUCACAGCUCUGGUAACAUCAACCAUGGAAUUCCUAUUGAAACCCAUUGGUGUGACUUCUUUCGUUGCUCAGAUGAUCGGAGCUAUAAUCACGGGUCCUUCAGGUGUGGGGCGAUCUUGGUUAAUGGCUAACAAGAUAUUCACAUAUUCAUCUUUGUAUGUAUUGGAAACAGUUCAGUACUUCGGUUCCAUGUUUUUUCUGUUUCUUAUAGGAGUAAAAUCAGAUAUGGGUAUGGUAAAGAGAUCAGGAAAAAUGGCAUGGGUGGUAGGAUUCCUUAGCUUCUUGCUACCUGUGAUUCUCUCCUCGGCAGUGGCUUUCAUUACUGUAAGCAGAAAUCAUACAUUUUUUCCCACGGAUGCAGCCAUGGGUUUUUAUGCUAUUGCAGGAUUAACAUCCGUGAGUUCUCCUCACGUCAUCAAUGCCUUCUUGUCUGAUCUAAAGCUCCUAAAUUCCGAACUUGGCCGAAUAGCUGUAUCAGCAUCCAUGGUCAGUGGAUGCUGCAGCUUACUUUCCGUCUUCUUAGUUUUAACAAUUGUACAAAGCAGCAGAGCGACGGUUGCAUACAGCUUCUGGUGGACAAUUCUCAGUUGUUUACUAAUCAUCCUAGUUAUUCUCUAUGUUAUACGACCCAUAAUGUACUGGAUAAACAAACGCACAGCAGAUAACAUGGUAGUCAAGGAAGGAUACCUAAUCUUCAUAUUUCUUACGGUUUUGGUUUCUUCAUUGCUCGGUGAGAUUGUUGGGCAGCAUUAUUUGGUAGGUCCAUUGCUUCUGGGUUUGGUCGUUCCACCUGGACCGCCAUUAGGAGCCGCAAUAGAAAAUAAACUCGAGUGUUUCGUCACCGGUAUACUUGUGCCAGUAAUUGUGAUUGCUAGAGCAUGUGUUUUCCAGGUAUACGAUAUAAGAAUGUCAACUUUCUGGGGAGUUCAGCUAAUAUCCUUGUUCAGCUUUUUUGGGAAGUUGUUAGGAACUUUAAUCCCUGCUUUCUAUUCCGGAAUGCCUUACCAAGAUGCUAUCAUUCUAGGACUCAUCAUGAAUGUCCAAGGUGUGCUAGACAUUCAGAUAUGGGUGCGAUCAAUAAGUCUACAACUCAUCAGCAGGGAACUUUACGGAUGUCUCGUGUUAACUAUGGUGAUUUUUACUGGAGCAAUCUCAAUCAUAGUGAAAUUUUUCUACGAUCCCUCGAGCAAAUACGCAUCUUACAGAAGAAAAACCAUCCAGCACUCUAAACCCAACGCGGAGCUUCGUAUACUAGCUUGUGUCUACCACGAAGAGAAUGUCCCGAGCAUUGUCAAACUCCUUGAAGCUUCCAAUGCAACAACAUACAGUCCUAUCUGCGUCUAUGCCCUUCACCUGGUUCAACUUCAAGGUCGUGCAACACCUUUACUUAUCGCUCACAAAACAAGGCCUAGAACCGAGAACUCGGAUAUGGACCCGACAACAAGAAUCAUUAUGAAUUCCUUUUCAUUAUAUGCACAUCACAACAGAGGAAUAGUUUCAUUGAAUUCUUUCACGGCCAUCUCACCUUAUAAUAUAAUGCAUGAAGAUGUUUGCUCACUUGGUUUCGAUAAAAGAACCUCCCUGAUAAUUAUACCCUUUCACCACCAACACCCAGCUAUUCUUUCUAAGUCUGUGUCCUCAUCAGCGAUCCGAAGAGUAAACAUGAACAUUCUCAAAAAGGCACCUUGUUCUGUAGGAAUCCUAAUUGACAAAGGUGAAACCAGACCCUCUACUCUUGGUGGUAUGAGUAACAGCAGCUCUCCAGUAUCAAAGGUUUUGGUUAUAUUCUUGAGCGGUCCAGAUGAUCGUGAGGCAUUGGCUUAUGGUGCUCGAAUUGGAGAUGAUGUUAACGUAAACUUGACAGUUAUUAGAUUCAUGCAAUCUGAUGAUAGGAUGCAGCAGCAAAGAACAAAAGAGAAGAAGCUGGAUGAUGAUGCAAUAUAUGCGUUUAGGCAUCAAACUGCAGGUUUCAAGAAUGUGGAGUACAUCGAAGAAGCGGUGAAAGAUGGUGUAGAUCUUAUUUCGAGUAUUAAAGAAAUGGAAAGGUCGUUCGAGCUUGUGAUUGUUGGACGAGAUCAUGGGCAAGAAUCAUUAAAACUAUUCGCUGCUUUUAGUGAAUGGAAUGAGUUCCCGGAAUUAGGGAUUAUAGGUGAUAUGCUUGUUUCUUCUGACUCUAAAGCGUCUGGGUGUAUAUUGGUCAUGCAACAACGUCCACCAAAAGAAGAAGAAAGAAUACAAAAAAUUAAGUCCCUCAAAUAAACAAUCUAUUUAUUUGAUAGGUAAGCAUCACCUUCGGCUUAUAAUGAGCUGUUUUGGGUACAGACAGUGUGAAUCUUCAAAUGCAUUCCAUUAAUCCAAAGAGAAAAUGGGUCAUUUGGCCAAGUAUCUAUAAAACAUGUUCCUAAUUGACAUGUAAAUAUUAGGCAUGCGUAAAAUGGACACCAAAAAUUCAAGAUAAUUGUGUCUCUUAUUUAUAAGUAUUUUUCUUUUUUUUUUA
This is a messenger RNA of Papaver somniferum (opium poppy), 2824 nucleotides long. Its product is annotated as cation/H(+) antiporter 15-like. Gene Ontology annotation, molecular function: antiporter activity. The record is from RefSeq and is a predicted model, not a curated record. Bases 103 to 2586 code for a protein of 827 amino acids. Gene Ontology annotation, cellular component: endomembrane system; membrane. Gene Ontology annotation, biological process: regulation of pH; proton transmembrane transport. The transcript is spliced from 2 exons. Lineage: Eukaryota; Viridiplantae; Streptophyta; Magnoliopsida; Ranunculales; Papaveraceae.